AUGGGAGUAAUCGAUUUGAUAACGAGAGUAGAUGCGAUAUGCAAGAAGUACGACAAGUACGACAUCGACAAGCAAAAGGAAGCUAAUAAGAAUAUUUACGGCAACGAUGCAUUUGCCGGUCUUUACACCGCCAUUGAAUCCGACCUCGAUCAAGCUCUAGAGAAAUCUGAGGUAGCUGCGGCGGAGAAAAACAGGGCGACGGCGGUGGCGCUGAAUGCCGAGAUCCGGCGGACUAAAGCUCGGUUACUUGAAGAACUUCCCAAAUUACAACGUUUAGCUUUCAAAAAGGUCAAAGGGCUUUCUAAAGACGAGUUCGAGGCUCGGAAUGAAUUGGUGUUAGCACUUAAAGAGAGGAUCGAAGUUGUGCCCGAUGGAGCAACAAGCAAAGCUCAACCAACUGAAGGUUUGGAAUCGUCAAGUUCGAAUAGAAGAAUCAGAUUUGACUCGACCUUUGAUGGAACAUUCGACGACGCUUAUUAUCAGCAUACCGACGACACCAGUAACUUUAGACAAGAAUAUGAAAUGCGUAGAUUACGACAGGAUGAAGGAUUGGAUGCGAUAGCAAAAGGACUCGGUACUCUGAAAAACAUGGCUCAAGACAUACACGAGGAAGUUGACAGACAAUUACCAUUGAUGGAUGAAGUUGAUAAUAAAGUUGACAGAGCCACAUCUGAUCUGAGAAAUACCAACAUGAGACUGAAGGACACGGUGAUAAAGUUGAGAUCAAAGCGAAACUUCUGUAUUGAUAUCAUACUGUUAUGUGUCAUCCUCGGGAUUGCCUCCUACCUAUACAAGUAA
This is a messenger RNA of Cynara cardunculus var. scolymus (artichoke), 798 nucleotides long. Its product is annotated as syntaxin-71-like. Gene Ontology annotation, molecular function: SNARE binding; SNAP receptor activity. The transcript has 8 exons. NCBI's taxonomy places the organism in Eukaryota, Viridiplantae, Streptophyta, Magnoliopsida, Asterales, Asteraceae. Gene Ontology annotation, biological process: vesicle fusion; intracellular protein transport. Gene Ontology annotation, cellular component: endomembrane system; SNARE complex. The record is from RefSeq and is a predicted model, not a curated record. The coding region runs from base 1 to 798 and encodes 265 amino acids.